UCUGAUCGUGGCAUCUUCAUCCUCUCUUCACUGCUCUACCUUUACCUGACCAGCACUGAGGACAGUCCAGACAUGGCUACUAGCUCAGGAAUCAUAAUGAAUAACGAGGAGCUGAGGAUUGUGGUUUCGGGGAAGACCGGGACUGGGAAGAGCGCCACAGGAAACACCAUCCUGGGUCGAGAGUGUUUUGAGUCAGUGUGUUCUCCAGCCUCUGUGACUGUGGAGUGUUCAAAAGGCAGAGGUACAGUGGAUGGACAGAAGAUUGUUGUUGUCGACACUCCAGGCCUGUUUGACACCAGAUUUGAUGAAGAGAUGUUAGAGAAAUUAAUCAAACAGUGCGUCACAGAUGCUGCUCCUGGUCCUCACGUGUUCCUGGUGGUCAUCAGGGUGGGUAGAUUCACUGAAGAAGAGAAGAAGACGGUGGAAAGGAUCCAACAAGUCUUUGGUGAGGCAGCAGAUAGAUACACCAUGCUUCUCUUUACUGGGGGGGACCAGCUUGAUUCAACCAUUGAGGAUUUCUUGGAUAGAAGUCGUGAUCUGCAGGAGCUCGUGGCCCGAUGUAACGGUCAUUAUCACGUCUUCAACAACAAGAGCAAAGGUCGCUCCCAGGUGACUGAGCUGCUCCAGAAGAUCAGAAAUAUGGUCCAGAAGAACGGAGGGAGUCACUACACCAACGAGAUGUUCCAGGAGGCUGAGAGGAAGAUUGAAGAGGAGAAACAACGGACCCUGAAAGAGGAAGAAGAAAAAAAACACAAAGAAGAAGAAGAACUUCACAGGAAAAUAAAGCAAGAAUAUGAAAACAAGACGAGGGAGUUAAAAGAGCAAAUCCAGGCUAAGAGAGAGGAGGAAGAGGAGAAACAACGAAUCCUGAAAGAGCAGGAAAAGCAAUUCAAUAAAGAAAAAGCAGCUUUAGAGAGGAAACUAAAGCAACAACAGGCAAAAGAGAGGAGGGAGUUCAAAAAACAAAUCCAGGCUGAGAGACAGAGACAGAAGAGGGAGAGA
Cheilinus undulatus (humphead wrasse) is the source of this 1002-nucleotide messenger RNA. RefSeq names its product GTPase IMAP family member 4-like. Lineage: Eukaryota; Metazoa; Chordata; Actinopteri; Labriformes; Labridae. The record is from RefSeq and is a predicted model, not a curated record. The transcript is spliced from 2 exons. The annotation marks the transcript as partial. Gene Ontology annotation, molecular function: GTP binding.